AUGUCGGAGGUCCAGGGAACUGUUGAAUUUUCUGUGGAGCUGCACAAAUUCCAUAAUGUGGAUCUCUUCCAGAGAGGGUAUUACCUGGUGCAUGUAAGCCUGAAAGUCCCUUCUAGGAUCCCACAUCGAUUGUUGGCGACUACUGUGGAACAAACAGGCAAUUCAAUCCUUUGCUCAGCCUGUGUCCAUGAGAACAGUGUCUACAGUAGAGUGUUUCAGAUUUUGUACAGGAAUGAAGAGAUUGUCAUUAAUGAAUCCAUGAACUUCAGGGUCCACCUUCUCGUGGACAGUGAGAAGGUGGAAGAGGCACUAAGUGAAGCAGACUUUCAACUCAAGCUGGACUUGCACUUUACGGACAGCGAACAACAGCUGAGAGAUGUCACUGCCAUCCCAGUGAUCAGCAGUCGCACUUUGGGGCUUCACUUCCACCCAGGGAGAGGGCUGCACCAUCAUGUGCCUGUCAUGUUUGACUACUUCCACUUGUCAGCAAUCUCUGUUACCCUCCAUGCCUCUCUGGUGGCUUUACACCAGCCCCUAAUCAGUUUUGCUCGUCCGGGGAAAGGUUCGUGGCUUGGUAAAAGCAGCUUGGAGACAGGGCCAGAUCUGACUGGGAUGUCACUCGAAAAUCUGGUGUUUGGAGCUGGCUACUGCAAGCCUGCUGCCUCUGAGGGUAGCUUUUAUGUGCCAUCUGAAAACUGCAUGCAGCAUGCACACAAGUGGCAUAAAGGCCUUUGCCUCCUGCUCCUGAAGGCGUAUAGAGGACUUUGUGUGUACUACGCCAUCAUCAUGAAGGAGGUUCCCAAUUUGCCACAGCUGAAAUUAGAGGAUCUUGCUGUAAAAGAGACACUGCUGCAACUGUCUGCAGAGCUGCAGAUGCUGAACAAUCCAGAAAAGAUAGCAGAGCAGAUCAGCAAAGAUGUCACUUGGCUUUGCUCUCAUCUUUUGGCUCUCUGGACCCAGUUUCUGGAGAUUGUAACCCUGCAUCCAGAUAUCACAGCCUAUCUUGUUCAGGAGCAUCACACUCUAAGGAUAAGAAGAUUCUCUGAGGCUUUCUUCUAUGCUGAACAUCAAAAGCUAGCUGCGGUGACUUUCCAGGAAAGCCUCAUCCAGCAUCACAACCAAGUUUCAUCAGAAGUCCGGGCCUCUGAGUACCUCACCAGCAUGCCCCCCCUGCCAGUAGAGUGCCUCGACAUUGAUGGUGACUGGAGCACCCUGCCGAUUAUUUUUGAAGACAGAUAUGUAGAUUCCCCCUACAAAGUUCAGGGCUUAGACAGUUUGCCAAAUGGUGUGGCUUCUGCUGUGGGUAUUUCACAAGUGGACUUAACAGAAAAGUUUGAGGGUCCUUCCUCAAACGACAACACUGUUUUAGCAAAGGGAAAUUUCAGGAACGAUGCUCCUUUCGUCAUCCAUACAGAUAGGAUAAAUGGGAAAUCAGUGUAUGGUUGCAGCUAUCCAGAAGGAGAUUCCUGCAUGGUCAAGAGUUUCAAGGAUCUCUCCACAACUCAAAUACAUGCAAUGAAUGGAUAUGUCCAAUCUCAUGAGAAUCAGUCAGAUCUGGCUAGCAAUGUUAUUUUUGAUUUGCAAUCAAAUGUCCAGGCAGGUCCUACAGAAAGCCUCAAGAAGCCAAUGGAGUUUGCAGAAAAUAACAAUGAUAGACUCUUAGCAGAGGUGGCGUAUUUGGACAUGAACCCAGUGUGUAAUGGUGGCUAUCCAAGAGAACCAAUGCUAGUCAUGACUGCCCUGUAUGACGGCGACAUGUACCAUGGGAUUGAAUUGAGCCAAGUUAGAAGGGAUCAAUCCGGGUCUACUCUUGCCUUGGACAAACUCCUGCUUCAUAAAGAAAAUGCUGAAGAGGAACCAGUGGAUCAGGGUGGAGUGCCAGCAUUGCCAGCAUUGAGGGCAUUUGAUGUAAGUGACCAUUUGGGUGCACUGAAGCAGAUAAAAGGUAUUGAGGAAGCCAGAUCUUUUCAGGAGCAAAGAGUGCAGGAGUGCCAGGAGUUUAGCUUGACAUCAGGAGUCAUUAAGAGAUCUUCGUCACUAAUUUCAGACUCGGGGAUUGAAAGUGAGCCCAGUUCAGUAGCUUGGUCUGAUGCACGGAGCAAAGCCUUGGAGUUGCCCAGCGACCAGGAGAUUCUCCACCAGCUUGUCAGAAGGCACACAAUUCACCGGAACUCUCUAGAGGGUGGGCACACAGAAAGUAACACCAGCUUGCCCAGCGGCAUCCAAGCCUCACUUACGUCAAUUAGCUCCUUGCCCUACGAGGACGAAGAGCGGGAGGUGGAGCCCAAUAAGCUGACGAAGUCUAUCUCGGCUCCUCAGAUCAGUAGCCCCGAGGAGUCCGCUGAUGACAUGGAUAUAUCCAAACACAUUCAAACCAUCUCGGACAGUGCAGAGGGACAAUAUGUAGAAAUAGGGUGCACCAGCAUGUCCUUAGCAGGAAACGUUUCCACAGCCCAGGAUGACAGAGAAAAUGGCAGGCCACCACUUCCAUUGGGUACAACUGAGCAUCCCAAAUCUGCCUUUGCAGAAAAUGGUGGCAGUUCUCACUUACUAGAAGCCGCUGAAAGCUUUUUAGAAAUGGACUGUAGCUUAGAAGCCUCAGGGGAACCUGUGUUCCUAAUGCAAAAUGGAAAUCUGGAUGGCACAGUUGAAUACCAGCUGCCGAAGAGAAAAAGGGAAGUCCUCUUGGAAAGGAUCAAUGACUAUUUGGACACAAAUGCUGCUCAUUUUGACUUAUGUGAUGAAGAAGUAAAUUUGCACACAGGGCACAGCUUGUAUUCCACAGACAUUGAGGCUUUGUCACACCUUGAGAACCACACACCAGAUUUCUGCUACACCAUCCCUGCCUCAGAGGUGGUACCCGAAUCCGUCUCUACCAAGGGGCACCAUGGCAGCUCUCUUGCCAAUGGCAAAAUAAUGACAUAUGGUGGAGAAAUACCCAACUUUCAGGAAAUUGAGCUGGAUAACAGAUCCGGCUGUGGCUCCUACUGUGCAGAAUCAGAAAACCGAGAGCUCAAAACGGCGGCAAACAGCACUGGCUUCCAUUCUGCAGUUCCAGAGGCAUUGGUGCUUGAGAGCAAAAAGGCUAUUGAGGUGGUCAACUUAUCUGUUUCUUGCACGGCCACAUGUCUUCCUUUCUCUUCAGUUCUCAAAGAGGCCCCAGCACCAGUGGCUGGCUUCUCCUCCAAGCAGGCCACUUCUCCGAUCACUCACCAACCGGUGGGCUCCUUUGGGGUCAUCUCCUGCGGGUCCAGUGAUGUGGAUGAGGAGGCCAAUGAAAGAAUGUUUAGUUUUUAUCAGGCCAAAGGAAAAUUUAAAAAAGAACUGAAGAUUGAAGGAUUUCUGUACAGUGACUUGUCUGUACUCGCUUCUGAUAUCCCAUAUUUUCCACCAGAGGAAGAGGAAGAAAAUUUGGAAGAUGGGAUUCACCUGGUGGUCUGUGUCCAUGGGCUGGAUGGUAACAGUGCAGAUCUCCGGCUGGUAAAAACUUUCAUUGAACUGGGUCUCCCUGGUGGAAAGCUGGACUUCUUGAUGUCAGAAAGGAACCAGACGGACACAUUUGCAGAUUUUGAUACCAUGACCGACCGUUUGCUGGAUGAAAUAAUCCAGCACAUUCAGUUGUACAAUUUGUCAAUAUCACGAAUAAGUUUUAUCGGUCACUCCCUUGGGAAUGUCAUCAUCCGAUCCGUAUUAACCCGGCCCAGGUUUCGCUAUUACCUCAAUAAGCUACAUACCUUCCUGUCUCUCUCUGGACCUCACUUAGGAACCCUUUACAACAACAGUACUUUAGUUAGUACAGGCUUGUGGCUCAUGCAGAAGCUCAAAAAAUCUGGGUCGCUUUUGCAACUGACCUUCAGGGACAAUGCAGAUCUGAGAAAAUGUUUCCUCUAUCAGCUCAGCCAAAAAACAGGUCUCCAGUAUUUCAAAAAUGUUGUCCUGGUAGCCUCCCCCCAAGACCGUUAUGUACCAUUUCAUUCCGCAAGAAUAGAAAUGUGUAAAUCAGCACUGAAAGACAGACAUACAGGUCCUGUUUAUGCCGAGAUGAUUAACAACCUCCUCCUGCCAGUCAUUGGGGCAAAGAAUUGCACUUUAAUCCGCCACGACGUGUUCCAUGCCUUGCCAAACACGGCCAACACACUGAUUGGGCGGGCAGCGCACAUAGCUGUGCUGGAUUCUGAACUGUUCUUGGAGAAAUUUUUCCUUGUUGCAGGACUCAGCUAUUUCAAAUAG
Molecule: messenger RNA, 4230 nt
Organism: Rhineura floridana
Lineage: Eukaryota; Metazoa; Chordata; Lepidosauria; Squamata; Rhineuridae
Gene: FAM135B
Product: family with sequence similarity 135 member B
Exons: 19
Coding region: 1-4230 (1409 amino acids)
Source: RefSeq, a predicted model, not a curated record